GGUAAUUCUGCUGAAAAGAAGUCUAAUUUUUUUUACACAAUGUUACGUGUACGUCACAGUUUAGACGUGGGUGGUAGUAAAUAUGGGUGUGAUCAGUAUAGCUUACAGUCGGAGUUAAUAUGUGAAUGGUAGUAGAGUGUGGGUGUGCUCAGUAUAGCUUAACGUUGGAGUGAAGCACUUUGUGAAUUCAAGGAAAAUGGCGAUCUUUCGUCUGCUGUCUGUUUUGUCUCUAUAUGUGGUAUCGCUUGCUAUGAGCGCCUCGUCAACUUGCUGCCCUUCGUGUAGUUUGCGCUCAGUCGACCCUCUCAAUCCCGACCAAAUCGCGCAGAUAGAAAGCAACCGGGCGUUUAUCAGAGAGAUCGAAGACAAUCCGAUGCUGCUCCACAACCAGUCCUACCAACGCUCGGUAGUCAAUCUGACCCAGAACCAGCAGAUUCAGAUCCUGAGGAACAUCCCACAGUUGUUCCUGAGCGCGAGGGAAUUUGAGGAAUCCCUGCUGACGCGAGGAACGAUCACGGUACCAGGGGAGGGCACCGUGCCGGCGCGUCGGAGGAGAGCGACGGCUGGAAAGCGAGUCUGUCAGCCGGUUAUGCGGUACCAGCCCUUGAUACUCGCUCUCAGAGCAGACAGGCGAGACUUGGUCGAGUACAUACAGAUGCCGGGCCAGGAUAAGAAUCAGUGGAUUCUGGAGGAGUCAUGUGACGACUCGGCAAGCUCACCACCUGCUCCAUUAGCCUGCGCCGUGGUAGAAAGAGAUGUAACUGGUGUCUUUGUCACUCUCUCCGAUCCUUACAUAUUCGACCACGCCUACGUAGUCGUACAGAGCUGCGUCACUGUUUUUCAGUAAAAAAAAAAA
Molecule: messenger RNA, 856 nt
Organism: Patiria miniata (bat star)
Lineage: Eukaryota; Metazoa; Echinodermata; Asteroidea; Valvatida; Asterinidae
Exons: 2
Coding region: 197-847 (216 amino acids)
Source: RefSeq, a predicted model, not a curated record